Molecule: messenger RNA, 554 nt
Organism: Lactuca virosa
Lineage: Eukaryota; Viridiplantae; Streptophyta; Magnoliopsida; Asterales; Asteraceae
Source: the annotation of a GenBank genome assembly
AUGAAGCUACAACAAGUUUCUCAUCAUUAUAGAAGUUUAAUUCUCGAUGACUCUAUGAACAGUGAUACAAGUACUUCAAUGGCUACUAAUGAAGCAUCAGUGGCAGUGAAUGCUUCUAUACACUCUCGUACAAGCUCAAAAGAAGAACCACAUGGGAAUUUAUCAGUCCUUUACAUGUUUUCAAGAUACAAAACUUCUCGAAAUGACAACAAAAACUCAUUUGAUGGUAGUACUGCAAUGACCAAGGAAUCGGAGGAAAAAUGCACCCCUCGUGAACUUUAUCAGUUUUGUAGCUGAUUCCCAAUAAUUUUCGAGCAAGCCUUCUUCCAGCAAAAUUGGUAAUACGUCUUUCGUGUUCACCUGAUUUCUUAAGAUAGAAACAGUAUUGCAAAAAUCUUGGAUUCGAAUGCCGCAUCCAUCCACCACUAAGUCCCGAUUCCAACCGAUUAUAUUGAAGUGAUGAUCCUCUAAGUCCAAUGUUUCUAAUACUUCAGGCAGCCUCACGUCCCAAUCUACCAUACCUACUGAAAAUAAAAAGUUAUAAGAAAUAUGGG